UCGAUCAUUCACAACUUAAAUGGAGUGAAAAUUGUUUCAGAAAUCCCUCACAUGUUCCUCAGCUGCACAACAGCAUGAAUACAAACAGUUCAACUACAUUUAUUUUUAUGUUUAUUCCUUUCAGAGACUGUUAAGGGGAGUUUGAUUCACACAAUAAUUUAAUGCAAUCAAAGUUAAAUUAUUACGUCAAAAAGAACGUUCUUCUCAAUCUGUCACGGUCUUGUAGGAGGAGCUGCUGAGAUCGGCUCCUCAUAGGUCCGCAGCUCCCACAUAAAGGCCGACACACCGCAGCUCUCGCUCACAUUCAUCUUUGUGUUUGCACAGAAGAAGAAGACGACAAAAUGAGCGGUAGAGGAAAGGGAGGCAAAGGACUCGGUAAAGGAGGCGCCAAGCGUCACCGUAAAGUYCUCCGUGAUAACAUCCAGGGAAUCACCAAGCCCGCCAUCCGCCGUCUGGCUCGCCGCGGGGGAGUCAAGCGUAUCUCCGGUCUCAUCUACGAGGAGACCCGCGGUGUGCUCAAGGUCUUCCUGGAGAACGUCAUCCGUGACGCCGUCACCUACACCGAGCACGCCAAGAGGAAGACCGUCACCGCCAUGGACGUGGUGUACGCUCUCAAGAGGCAGGGCCGCACUCUGUACGGAUUCGGAGGCUAAACGGUGAACUCUGCUUACUAAACCAAACAAAGGCCCUUUUCAGGGCCACCCACUUACCGAUU
Molecule: messenger RNA, 715 nt
Organism: Poecilia reticulata (guppy)
Lineage: Eukaryota; Metazoa; Chordata; Actinopteri; Cyprinodontiformes; Poeciliidae
Source: RefSeq, a predicted model, not a curated record